AUAACGUAACAUGCUCGGAGGCUCAGCCUGAGUCAUGCACACUGAAACAUGAGUGCUGUCACACCCUUUCCCUGCAGAGGACCCGGGCAAGCUUCCUGUCUGUGUAGAGCACAGAACACGCUUCCACAGAGAGAACCAGGCUUCCCACCGGUGCCGACACAUGGAACUUGGGUAAAAGCGUCCUACUUUGACACAUUUGAGACACGAGACUCAAAUCCUCAGGAUGAAAGCCGUCAUCGUGGCAGCGGUUGGCGCACUGCUUCUGUCGCCCACUUCCUGUCAGAGCGGCAUGGAAUAUGAUGCAGACAACUUGGAAGAGCCAACCUUACCUAUUAAGACCUUCCGUGGAGCUCCUCCAGAUUCUUUUGAAGAGUUCCCCUUUUCUGACAUUGAAGGCUGGACAGGAACCACCACACCCAUAAAAAUUAAGUGCCCUGAAGAAAGUGUUUCAAAUCUCCAUGUGAAUAACGCUACCAUGGGGUACUUGAGCAGCUCCUUAAGUACCAAGCUGAUACCUGCCAUCUACAUCCUGGUGUUUGCGGUAGGUGUGCCAGCCAAUGCAGUAACCCUGUGGAUGCUCUUCUUCCGGACCAGAUCCAUCCGUAUGACCAUCUUCUACACGAACCUGGCCAUCGCAGACUUUCUUUUCUGUAUUACACUGCCCUUUAGAAUAGCUUACCAUCUCAAUGGGAACAACUGGGUGUUUGGAGAAGUCAUGUGUCGGGCCACCACCGUUAUCUUCUACGGCAACAUGUACUGUUCCAUUCUGCUCCUCGCCUGCAUCAGUAUCAACCGCUACCUGGCCAUUGUCCAUCCUUUCACUUACCGGGGGCUGCCCAAGCGCACCUAUGCCUUGCUAACGUGUGGACUGGUGUGGGUAACGGUGUUCUUAUAUAUGCUGCCAUUGUUCAUCCUGAAGCAGGAGUACUAUCUUGUCCAGCAGGGCAUCACCACCUGCCACGAUGUCCACAACACCUGCGAGUCCUCCUCUCCCUUCCAACUCUACUACUUCAUCUCCUUGGCGUUCUUUGGAUUCUUAAUUCCAUUUCUGGUCAUUAUCUACUGCUACACAGCCAUCAUUCGGACGCUUAAUGCAUACGAUCGUAGAUGGCUGUGGUAUGUUAGGGUAAGUCUCCUCGUUCUUGUGAUUUUUACCAUUUGCUUUGCUCCAAGCAAUAUCACACUUAUUAUUCACCAUGCAAACUACUACUACAACAACACUGACGGCUUAUACUUCAUCUAUCUCAUCGCUUUGUGCCUCGGUAGCUUGAAUAGUUGCCUCGAUCCAUUCCUGUAUUUUCUCAUGUCAAAAAUCACAGAUCACUCCACUGCUUACCUUACAAUGGUGAAAGCAUCUUAGAGAACAAGGAAAGCUGUUUGCGGAAACAUACAUAGAGGUCAUAUAUGCCGAGUGCAAGGAACUCUAUUCUCUAGACCCCUUUUUGAGCCCCCAUGAAAUAAUGCUUCAAAAUGAAACCUUACAAAAGCACUAAGUUGGAAAAAAAAAAAAAAAAGCACUAGAAGUACUUUAAGAAUGUCAAUGCAGGAGAAAAGAUAACACUACUCUCUUUAGGGCAAGUGACCUAGUUGCCUGACUGGCACUUCGAGUUUUUUAAAUCUCCAUCUUUCCAACUUCUAAGACUUUCUGGUCUAGAUGAUCUGGAGGUGGAAGAUGGAACAAAGGGUGAGGGUGCAGCAUGGGGAGUGGUUAAGACUUCAGUUUUUAGAAGCUGGUGUCAUUUUUAAUUCUGCCUCCUUCAACUCUCAUGCUGAUGCUCCCUCAUCGGCUGACUAAUGUCUCUUACUAGGGUCUGUUAUCCUCGCCCCACCUUUGCUUUCUAAUCAUUCUCAUCACUGCCGGCCCAUCGUCCACUUGUCAGGCCACUGCCAGACUAAUCUUCCUCAAAUACAUCACUCAAGACCCCCGAGAUAAUACACCUCCAUUGACUCUCCAUCACCUUGGAAUACAUUAUAAAUCUUUAGCUUAGCACUCAGGGCUGACACGACAACUUUAUUUCCCAGUAAACCCUGCACAUGCUGUAGGCACCGGCUGAGUUCCUUGCUGUGCUGUAAUCUAGACUUCUCACUUGGCCCCUGCCUCUAACUGGAAAGUUAUUUCGAACAUAUUUGCUUUAAUCCUUUCCAUCUCUUGAAGUCCUCAAAGGACUGUUCUUCCUUAACUCAGGCCAGGAGUUCAUUUUUCUCAUCUGAAUUUUCAAGGUACUUUUUGGUAUUUGUAUUAUGGCAUUUUAAUGUAGUCCAUUUAUAUACACGUUAGCUCCAUAAAUGCUCAUUGAGCACCUUGUGUAGUGGAGAAAGGCUAUGUCGUCUCUCUUCUGCAAGCUUCUUGUAGCAAUGCCAGGCUCAAGUCUUCUGAGGGUCUGAGUGGCCCAGCUCCAUGCUUUGCACAUGUGGGUGAAUGAAUGAAAGAAUAAAGGCCCAAAGAAUCUAAACAGCAUGGAAGCCAAUUAGAUUCAUACUGAGAAAGCAAGAUAUUCCACAGGACGUGGCAUGGCAUUACUCUUGGUUGGCCAUGUUAAAAAAAAAAAAAGCUAAGAAUAUACUCAUGAGCUCAUUUAGAAGUUUAAAGUAAUGGCUCCAUUAUUUCUGUCCUUAUACAUAGUUUUUAGUGGGGAAAGGAUAUUUUGUUAUAAAUGCCCAGUAUAUUCCUGUAGGUAAAUGACUAUACUUCUCUUAGCUUAGAGAUUAGACAGGAGGUGGAAUAUUAGUGGCUAAGGGCAUGAGGACUGUGGGAUGAAUUUUCAAGUCUGUAGGAAUGUGCAUUGAUCGUAUACUCUGUAGUGCCCAUCAAAACAAUAAAAACAUUUUAAAAUGA
This is a messenger RNA of Phacochoerus africanus (Common warthog), 2836 nucleotides long. It is a transcript of the gene F2RL2, whose product is annotated as coagulation factor II thrombin receptor like 2. Gene Ontology annotation, biological process: thrombin-activated receptor signaling pathway; phospholipase C-activating G protein-coupled receptor signaling pathway; positive regulation of Rho protein signal transduction. The record is from RefSeq and is a predicted model, not a curated record. Gene Ontology annotation, cellular component: membrane. Bases 224 to 1360 code for a protein of 378 amino acids. Gene Ontology annotation, molecular function: thrombin-activated receptor activity. The transcript is spliced from 2 exons. NCBI's taxonomy places the organism in Eukaryota, Metazoa, Chordata, Mammalia, Artiodactyla, Suidae.